Hydatigera taeniaeformis is the source of this 888-nucleotide messenger RNA. NCBI's taxonomy places the organism in Eukaryota, Metazoa, Platyhelminthes, Cestoda, Cyclophyllidea, Taeniidae. The record is from the annotation of a GenBank genome assembly.
AUGGUGAGCUUUGUACCGUCUUUGAGGGCCACUGUUAAUUCACGAUUUGUUCGCGGCCCAGCAGUUUUCGAUGAUGAAGAGCAGUGGUUUAAUCAGGAUGAUGAAGACGACGAUGAAGCCGAAAUAUCGACCCAAACCCAGCCUCAUGGGCAGCCUUCAAUGACCCUGGAGAGCAUACCAUCCCGUUAUUUUACCACGUCCAACAGUCCUCCUGCGCCAUCCUCUCCCAGUGGUUCACCUAAGGCCCUCCAUCACUCACCUGGCCAUAGCACUGCUACAGCAACGACGGCUCCUUCCUUCUCUCUUUUAAUACCGUCAUCAUCAUCGUCAUCCGCAUCCGACUCUUCUCCGGGGUCUCUCAUAAAUCGUCGUGUUGGACCCACCUCCUACCCCCCGAUCUCCAUUCACAUCAGGUCCACCCACCUGGGUGCUCUCAGCGGCAUGGAUAGUGAAGAUGAUGCCAACGUUUCAUCACCGCCGCGAAACGCGCUCAAACGGCUCUCUGGACGCAGCGAGGAUGACGACGCAGCUGCUUCUUCAGGUGAUGGUAGCAGUGGUGGGGAUGAAAGCAGUGAUGGAGACGAAGACGUCCCAACUAUUAAACAUUCCAGGAGGAGGUCGUUGGUUGAGGAACAUCGAGAUAGCAAUAAUAACAACAAUAGUUCUGGUACCAAUUUGGGAACUGUUCCUGGGAAAAUUGGUGAGGUGGAGAUUGUUAGUAAGCCCGCUGAUACCGCCAAGAGUCCCAUGGUCGGUCUUGUCGACUAUUCUGACGAGGAGAGCGAUGAGGAGGAGUCCAGUCUCAGUCCGACGGAUACGAAGCCACCGCCAACUAACUUGGGUGCCACGGAAGAGCCAAGAGCCGUUAAAUCUACGCCGUCGCCCUAA